Cylicocyclus nassatus is the source of this 706-nucleotide messenger RNA. NCBI's taxonomy places the organism in Eukaryota, Metazoa, Nematoda, Chromadorea, Rhabditida, Strongylidae. The record is from the annotation of a GenBank genome assembly.
CCUCAUUUGUUUCUCUGUCAAGUUAUGCCAAUGAAGUUUCGUCUGUUUGCCGUUUUAUCAAACGCUCUAUGUACCGCUUACUUUCUCAAAGUGUUUUUCUAGAGAUUACGUCAGUUGGACAAGAAUGAGAAUUUUCAACCUUACCUUCUUAUUACUUACCAUCUUAGUGAUUCUCUCUGUUGUGGACGUAGAAAUUCAAUGCUUCGGCAACUCGUUCAACUAUUUUCCUCCAACUCUGUACCAAGCUCAGCCGAAUGGCAUAAUGUAUACUACUUACCCUAGUCCUAGCCAACUUUACAACUUUCAAGGGUGGCCUGAGCAGUAUGUAAUAUCUUCUGCAACGCCACCAACAGAGGUUUUCAAUUCAAACAUAGUGUAUUGUAUUCCAACACCAUUGAACCGAAGGUUUGCAACUACGCAUCAGAACUUUUACGCUGAACAAGCGAAUUCAAAGGCCGAUUUUACUGCAACAACACAUGAAACUUACUAUGUGGAGGAACCUGAGGAACCUAGUUCGCCAUUAACAGCACUGCCUGAGCUUCCUGUUGCUGCUCCAAGAAAGAGUACCCGCUAUGCGGGCAUAAGAGAAACUAGUCAGAAAGGAAGGCACAAAGUGCUCCUCUACGAAAUUCCUGGCAGUCCUCGUGUUUAUUUAUUCAUGUACCACAAAAGAACUGGAAAACACAUUCAAGUACCAAUGUGUUGA